UCAAUCUUCGAUUGCGCAGCCGAAGCGAUUGAGCAGGUAUGGAAUUUUUUGGUGGCCCUGCGGUUGCAAGUCUCUCGAGGCCGAUGGGGUCCCUUUCUCUGGCGAGCAAUGGCGUAGUGCCUGUACGCCGACAUCCAUCUCUCGUGCCUUUGGUCUCCUGUCUUGCUGCGCGGUGUCCGAGGACCAGAACGGACCAAAGUUUGUGGGGAGAAUACAAUCUGAAGAGCGAACCUCACGGUGGAAGCUUUACUGGUAGACAGGGUGGGAGAAGGUUGAUUGCAGCUGCUGCUAGUUACCGAAGGCCCAGUUAUUCGCAACCUGAGGGGACACCAGAGGGGACACCAGCGUGGUUCUGGCUUAUAAAUCAGCUUCUCAGUUGGACUUCAUCUGCCGGUCGGUUUUUGUUGGAGCAGCCAGGACAGCUUCAGUUCAUCGAAUGGCCAACCGUGAAUACAGUUGUGAGAAUGGCAGUGCUCACGUUGAUUGUCGUGACAUGUCUCAUCGUCUUGCUUGCAACAAUCGACUCCACUAUGAGUUUUGUGCUUGCAAGCUUGCUGCGACGUGUGCCUUGAGAAAACUAAGGAGACUAAGAUAGGUCUUCAACCGUCUGCUUAGCCAGGGCUGCUGGAACCAGGCCAAAAAGUGUUUUCUUAAGACGUGUUGCGCCUCUCUGUUGUGUCCAGUCAAGGAUGUGAACGUUUGUUGGAGGAGCAUAGUUGACCUACUCAAAAUGGGCACCUUAAGGAUCUAUUUCAUCAUGAGGAUUGUGGGAUAAUUCUCAAGCAAGAAUCUAUGAGUUACCUUUUACGGUAUUCCAGCCCGUGUACAGCAGAGUAGAUGUGAAUAGUGUCGGAUCUUUAGGGCAGAAUUACAGGAGCCGGAGAGUAAACGGGAAAGAAUCCACGUCCUUGUGUACAUUGUGUAUCCCAAUUUAUGUUAAACGUCGUGAACAGGCGUACGAUAUAUAGGAUAAGAUCUGAUUAUUUUGUUGCUACGAAAGAUGCAGAAUAAGAGAGACAGGCAGUAGGAAUGUAUAUGGAAACUGCGGUGAACAUGAGGCUGUCUCAAGAGUACACUUCCAGUUUAAUGAAAAAAAUGUAUCCAUCUUUGCCC
Marchantia polymorpha subsp. ruderalis is the source of this 1113-nucleotide messenger RNA. Lineage: Eukaryota; Viridiplantae; Streptophyta; Marchantiopsida; Marchantiales; Marchantiaceae. The record is from the annotation of a GenBank genome assembly.